Chinchilla lanigera (long-tailed chinchilla) is the source of this 1917-nucleotide messenger RNA. RefSeq names its product leukocyte immunoglobulin-like receptor subfamily A member 6. Gene Ontology annotation, biological process: cytokine-mediated signaling pathway. The record is from RefSeq and is a predicted model, not a curated record. NCBI's taxonomy places the organism in Eukaryota, Metazoa, Chordata, Mammalia, Rodentia, Chinchillidae. Gene Ontology annotation, molecular function: inhibitory MHC class I receptor activity.
AUGAAGCCUACCGUGCCUGUUCUGCUGUGCCUAGGGAGCCUCCCCAAACCCACUCUGUGGGCCCAGCCAGCAUCUGUGAGGCCCAGGGGGAGUUCCGUGAGCAUCUGGUGUCAGGGCAUGCUGGGGGACCACAAGUACGGUCUGUACAGGGAAGGAAGUUCGAAGAUCUUGGAACUAUCAACCUCACUCCACGUAAAGGUCAAUUUCUCCAUCCCAUCCAUGAGAGAAGAUGAUGCAGGGCGCUAUCGCUGUUACUAUCGCAGCUCUGCCGGCUGGUCAGGGCACAGUGAGCCCCUGGAGCUGGUGGUGACAGGAGUCUACAGCAAACCCAGCCUCUCAGCUCUGCCCGGCCCUGAGGUGACCUCAGGAGGGAGCGUCACCCUCCAGUGUGGCUCAAGGCUGCCAUUUGACAGGUUCGUUCUGACUAAGGAAGGAGGAGACAAGCUCUCCCAGACACUGGACUCACAGCGAGGCCCCAGUGGGCAGGCCCAGGCCCUGUUCCCUGUGGGUCCCAUGACCCCCAGGCAGAGGUGGACGUUCAGAUGCUACGGCUGUUACCGGAGCCAAGCCCUGGUGUGGUCGGAGCCCAGUGACCCCCUGGAGCUCCCAUUCUCAGGACUCACUGUGCACAGUCAGAACACACCACCCCUUUUCACCUGCCUCCUUGCAGGGAUCCAACCAAAACCCCAGCUGCGGGCUCAGCCAGGCUCUGUGGUACCACGGAGGAGUCCUGUGACCCUGUGGUGUGAGGGGACCCUGGAGGCCCAGCGAUACCAUCUGUACAGAGAGGGCAGCCCGGCAUUCUCAGUCACACAGACCUCACCCGAGCCCCGGAACAAGGCCAGGUUCUCCAUCCCGUCCAUGACAGAAGACGAUGCAGGAAGAUAUCGCUGUUACUAUCGCAGCUCUGCUGGCUGGUCACAGCACAGUGAGCCCCUGGAGCUGGUGGUGACAGGAGUCUCCAGCAAACCCAGCCUCACAGCCCUGCCCAGCCCUGAGGUGACCUCAGGAGGGAACGUCACCCUCCAGUGUGGCUCAAGGCUGGGAUAUGACAGGUUCGUUCUGACUAAGGAAGGAGGAGACAAGCUCUCCUGGACCCUGGACUCACAGCGAGGCCCCAGUGGGCAGGUCCAGGCCCUGUUCCGUGUGGGCCCUGUGACGCCCAGGCAGAGGUGGACAUUCAAAUGCUAUGGCUGUUACACUAACAAACCCCAGUUGUGGUCAAAUUCCAGUGACACCGUGGAGCUCCUGGUCUCAGGGCGGUCCAGGAAGCCCUCCCUCCUGACCCAGCAGGGCCCUGUCCUGGCCCCUGGACACAACCUGACCCACCACUGUCGCUCUGACCUCAACUAUGACAGAUUUGCUCAGUCCAUGGAGGGGGCACGUGACCUCCUCCAGCGCUCUGACCAGAAGCCCCAGGCUGGGCUCUCUCUGGCCUCCUUCCCCCGAAGAUGCUACAGUGGACACCGGCUGUCCUCUGAGUGGUCGGCCCCCAGUGACCCCGUGGACAUUCUGAUUACAGCAGAGGAGCCCAGGGUCAGUCGGGGAGCACACUGUACACAGGCCCUGCUGGGGAGCCAGGAGGUGACGGCCAGGGUGAAGGUGGGGUGCAGCUCUCCAGGCCCAGAACCGCCAGGGAACUAUAAGGCUGUGAUCUGGGUCUCCAUGUCCUCCUUCCUGCUGCUGCUCCUCCUCCUCUUCUUUCUCUACUGGCGCCAGGGAAGAAGCAGGAAGGCAGGCCGCAUCGGCUCCCUGGUCCCUGUGGUCCGAGGCUUCCUCCUGCCCUGCAAGGCCUGCGCAUCGGAUGCCACAGUGAAGAACACAGAGCCUGAGGAUGGGGUGGAGCUGGACGCUCAGGUCUCGGAGAUCUCACAGCUGCGCCUCCCUUCUGGAAGCCCCGGCCUCUGCCUGCUGUGA